Messenger RNA from Olea europaea var. sylvestris, 1693 nucleotides. RefSeq names its product probable disease resistance protein At5g47250. Bases 215 to 1492 code for a protein of 425 amino acids. Gene Ontology annotation, molecular function: ADP binding. The record is from RefSeq and is a predicted model, not a curated record. NCBI's taxonomy places the organism in Eukaryota, Viridiplantae, Streptophyta, Magnoliopsida, Lamiales, Oleaceae. The transcript has a single exon.
AUAUGUUCACUUUUGUGCCAAUUCAAGUAUAUGUUUUGCUACGACACGAAAAUUCAAACUUUGAUGGAUAAGGUGAAAGCCCUUGAAACAAAGGAAUCUGAGGUGCAAGAAUUGGUUCGUGAAGCAAAAAAUAAUGUGGAAGCUAUUAAACCUAUUGUUGUAGAUUGGCUGCAAAAUGUUGAUGAAAUAAAGAAAAAGGCGGACAAAGUUUUUAAUGGUGCAACAAAUUCUGAAAUGCAGUGCCUAUUCCUUCGAUGUCCAAAAUUUGAAGACCCGUUACUUGAUUGGCAAGAAAUCCACAAAGAAGACGGUUGAGGUUGCUAAGCUGCAAGAUGAAGGUACAUUGUUUCAAAAGGUGGGCGAACCUAAACCACCAGUGGAAAUACCUUACCAAAACCCCGGUGACUUGGGAGUUUUCGAAACAAGGAUUUCAACUAAAAAGAAAAUCAUGGAUGCUUUAAGGGACAAAAAUGUCAGCAUAAUUGGGAUUUGUGGCAUGGGUGGAGUAGGUAAGACGACAAUGACAAAACAAAUAGCUAACGAAGCCAAGGUUGACAAAUUAUUUGAUGAGUUUGCAUGGGCAGAUAUAUCUCAAGUUCCAAAUGUAAUUAAAAUUCAGGAUCAACUUGCUGAAAAUCUCGGUUUGAAAAUAAAAGAUAUUACUGAUAAAUAUGUGAGAGCCGAACGAUUUCGUGAAAGACUUGGAAGUGACAGAAGUAAGAGCAUUCUUGUAAUAUUGGAUGAUGUUUGGGAAGAUAUUGUGUUGGAAACUAUAGGAUUUCCUUCAGCAGGGGAUGAUAAAAGGUUGAAAAUUCUAUUAACAUCACGCGAUAAAGAUGUGUGCAAAAGAAUGAAAGCUCAAAGGAUAUUCGACGUCAACAUUUUAAAUGAAAAAGAAUCGUGGGAACUUUUCAAGGAAAAGGCAGAAAUUUCUGAUGACGUAACAAACGAUAUAAAGGGUACAGCAGAAGAAGUUACAAAGGAAUGUGGAGGCUUACCUCUCACCCUUGUGACUGUCGGCAAAGCCCUCAAUAAAAAAUCAGAACAUGUAUGGAAGAAUGCACUUGAAGAACUACGAAAUUCUAGAGUGGCCUAUAUCAGAGGAGUGCAAAAGUUGGUAUACUCAAGGAUAGAGUUAAGCUAUAACUAUCUAGAGAGUGAUGAAGCCAAGUCCUUGCUUUUGCUCUGCUCUUUGUUUCCAAAAGAUCAUGAAAUUUCAACUGAUGAUAUGGUUAGAUAUGCAUGGGGACUAGAAUUGUUUAAAGAUACGACGACAUUAAUUACAACUAGAUAUAAGGUAAACUCGAUUAUUGAUAAUCUGAAAAGUUGCUAUUUACUCCUCUCAGCUGAUAAUGGGUGUGUAAGAUUGCAUGAUGUUAUAAGGGAUGUAUGCUUACAAAUUGCAUCAAAAGACAAGCAUGCAUACAUUGGUUUAAAGGAAAGGAAUGGCCAAAACAUGAUAACAAUGAAUCGUACAAUGCAAUUAGUUUGACUUCAAAUGAGCUGAACCAGCUUCCCAGUGGGUUAGAAUAUCCAAGCCUAAAGUUUCUACUAGUGAUAUGCAAUCAACAAUCAUUGAACAUAUCCAAAGAAUUUUUUGUCGAUAUGAAGGAACUUAGAGUUCUUGAUAUCACUUCUGUGAGGAUUCAAAUUCCAUCAUCAAUCCAAUUGUUGACCAAUCUUCUAACUUUGU